Molecule: messenger RNA, 1136 nt
Organism: Dioscorea cayenensis subsp. rotundata (Guinea yam)
Lineage: Eukaryota; Viridiplantae; Streptophyta; Magnoliopsida; Dioscoreales; Dioscoreaceae
Product: dof zinc finger protein 4-like
Exons: 1
Coding region: 106-1005 (299 amino acids)
Biological process (GO): regulation of DNA-templated transcription
Molecular function (GO): DNA-binding transcription factor activity; DNA binding
Source: RefSeq, a predicted model, not a curated record
CUAUAUAUUAAACAAGAGCCCACCAUUCCUCCACCUCCACCUCCUCCUCCUCCUCCUCCUCCUCCAUCAUCAACCUCCACUUCCCAUUUUCAAACAAUUUUAACCAUGAUUCAAGAACUCCUCACCGGAGUUGUCCUAAAUGAUCCAAAGUUUUCCUCUAAUUCCAUCCCUUCUUCUCUUCUCAUCCCUUCUCCUUCUCCUUCUCCUUCUCUUUCUCCUUCUCCCUCUCCUUCUCCUUCUCCUUCUCCCUCACCUUCCCUUCCUCCAUCCACAGACAACCACCAUCAUCACAACCACCACCGUGAAAACCUCCGGUGUCCUCGCUGUGACUCCUCCAACACUAAGUUCUGUUACUACAACAACUACAACCUCACUCAACCUCGCCAUUUCUGCAAAACUUGCCGCCGUUACUGGACCAAAGGUGGUGCUCUCCGCAACGUCCCCAUCGGCGGUGGCUGCCGGAAAACCAAACCCUCUCUUUCACCCUCCCCCUCCCCCUCCUCCUCCUCCUCCUCAUCCCUCAAGUCUAUCCCUUCCAAACCAAAACUCCCUUCCUCUCUUGAGCAUGACUUCUCUCCCAACCCUCUUCUCUGGCCUUCUCCUUCUCUAACUCUCCUCACUUCCACCCCCUUCAAUAACCCUAACCCUAACCCUAAUAAUAUCUUCAACCUUGACUUCCCUACCACUACUACUACCACUAAUGAAGUCUUGUUUACUGCUAAUGAUCAACUUCAAGAACUCUACCAAAGGCUACGUUCAUCUGCAACAACUCAUCUCAGUGAUCAUCAUCAUCAUCUUCAUGGUUUCAUGGGUUCUAGUGCUGUUUCUGCUUCUUUAAUGGCUUCUUCUCUUUCUACUCCAAUGACUACUACUACUACUACUUCUUCAACUGCUACUAUUCCUACCAUUUUGGAAUCUGUUGGAGUUUCUGCUGGAGAUUUUACUUACUGGAAUCCAACAAUUGCUUGGUCUGAUCUUCAAACAAGCAAUGGUGCAUUCCCUUAAUAUUAGUUUAUAUAUCAUCAGUUUGUCUUUGUUUAGUAUCUUUGUUGUUCUUUUUUUUUUUCUUCUUUUUUCUUUGUUUGGUUGUGUGCAUGCUUUAAUAUGAGAUCAAUAUUUAAACAAUGUUUGCCUUU